GAAUCUGGUUUGGCAAGAUUUCUGGAGAAUGGGCGAGCGAGAAGAGACAAACCCUGAAAGGCGGAAAAGAGCUAAAUAGUUUAGGACUGCAGUUUCACAGAGUUACUCGAGCUGUUGUAAUUUGAUACUUUCUUAUAUGUUCGGAGGAAUUACAUUUUAGAGUUUUAAGAAGGUUUCGGCACAAGGAGGUGCCUGUGUUUCUAUAACCCAGACAAGUUCAAGCCAGAGGGAUGAACUGGUCAGGACUUGAAAGCCUGUUGAGCGGAGUCAAUAAGUACUCCACUGCAUUUGGCAGGAUUUGGCUGUCCAUGGUGUUCGUCUUCCGUGUACUAGUAUUUGUGGUGGCAGCUCAGAGAGUUUGGGGUGAUGAAAGCAAAGACUUUGUGUGCAAUACACGACAGCCGGGCUGCACCAACGUCUGCUAUGACCACAUCUUCCCCAUCUCCCACAUCCGUCUGUGGGCACUACAGCUGAUCUUUGUCACAUGCCCCUCCCUAAUGGUGAUGGCUCAUGUCAAAUUCCGGGAAGGCAAGGACAAAAAGUAUGUGGAGUUGCACCAAGGCUCACACCUAUAUGCAAACCCCGGCAAGAAGAGAGGAGGGCUUUGGUGGACCUAUCUACUCAGUUUGGUCUUCAAAGCUGGAUUCGACAUCUCUUUCCUAUACAUUCUGUAUAGGAUUUACCAUGGAUAUGACUUGCCAAAGUUAUCCAAGUGCGCACUGGAUCCAUGCCCAAACACUGUGGACUGCUUCAUCAGCCGGCCGACAGAAAAAAAGAUCUUCAUGUUGUUCAUGGUCAUCUCUAGUGCACUUUGCAUCUUCAUGUGCAUUUGUGAAAUGAUCUAUCUCAUUGGCAAGAAAAUAGUCAAAAACCUAAAGGUCCGCCACGAGAAUGAGAGGGUGGUGUUUGCCGAUCAGCAUGAGCUCACCAACAUGGCCCCACCCAGGUCGAUGUACAGGAAGACUGAUCCAACGCUGGCUGCGAGUCAGCAAAGUUUAAAUAAGAGAGAGAAGACCAGAGAUAUUGGUGCGAUUACAACCCUUUAGACCUCCAGUCAAGAUGGAGUUGUUCUCUGAUCGACAUCUCCGCAACAGCAGUUAAUGGAUACAAGAGGAUUGACUGAAAAUAUGUUUUGCUGUACGCUGUAGGAGAUUCUAUUCUAAGGAAGAGGAAAAACCUAAAUGUUUGUUUGGAUUUCACAUUUCUAUCUCUUCAUCUUUAGAGAGAAUCAACCUAUAACUGAUGUCUAGUGCCUUGAUACAGAGCUCCGUUGGAACUACAGUCUGUGCAGGCCAACAUCUGCAUUAUCCCUUAAAAAUCUUACACAAAGCACCAUGGCUGAACGUGGUGGACAUUUUUGCUUGCCGGGCUGAGUUAUGAAAUAUCAUUUAUGACAGAUUUUAUAUGGUUAUUUAAUUUUAACAUAUAUAUUAGUAGGUAUGUUUUAUUCAAAUUGACAUGACUGUUUGUGAUAGUUUUCGUUUAACGUACUGUCAAAAAGCUAUCAUUCAAGUUUUUUUUUUUUCCAAGGGGGCAAGUGCGUUUUCGUUACACUGUAUAUGUUUGCAUAAAAUGCAAAAUGUAUAAGGUACAGUGUUAUGAAAAGGUUUGAUUACCCCUGAUAAUUUAUAAAAAAUUUCCUUCAUAAAUCAUUGAUUGAAUGGAUCAACAAUUUCAGUUAAAUAUAACAUAUAGCAGACAAACAAAGUAAUACAUGAAAAGUGAAAACAGGUUUACGCAGAGGAACGCUCAGGAAAUACUGUUGUUUUUAAUUUGAUAAUAAAAUGCUAAAUUGCCAAAAGUCUCUUCAGGUCUUUGUAACCCUAAACAAUCCCAUUGUUGCUAUGCAGACACUGUCUACCAGAAAGUGACCAAUAGCAACGUUUGGAAACUGCUCUCAACAACCCAUGACAUAACCUGCAUGCCCACCCACCCCCUCCAAAAUUCAUCCAAUGGCCCAAAAUUACCUUAGUGAUUAAAUCUAAAAUUGUAGUGCAUUUUAGCAUUAUAUACAGUAUAUACCCCAGAGGACGCUAAAUCUCUUUAAAAGACGUUUCCAGAAGGCCUGAUAAAAUUGAUAAUACAGGUUGAGAUUACAAAACUAAUCAUUCUGUUGUUGAUGCUGUAACUCUCAAGUGAGUUUUAGGACAUAAAAUUAUAGGGAAGGGAGUAGGGUGACUCUGUGUCCUUUAUUUCAAGGUGAGCCCUCGAAUUGCAUCCCCAGCUGGAGAAGAAGACACCAUGUGGUUGUGUCAUAUCCGCUAACACUCCUUGCUGAUUUUCUGUAACGGUAUAAACACUGAACACAAAGUGGUGUUAGAAAGGCGCUCAUUCAGGUCUACAGUUAUUACGAGUGACAAGGUAGAACCACAAAAAGAAAGGGAAAAAAAUUGGACAAUGAGAAAAAUGUCAUUAUAUUAAAAAAUUAAAGUCGUAAUACUACGUAAUGUUGCUUAAUAUUACGAGAAAAGAGUCAUAAUGAGGCAUAGUUUUACGUACUAUCGCGAGAUUGUGAGAUCGUAAUACUAAAUCGUAUGAUAUAGUUCCUGGAUUACUAUGACUUUUUUCCCUCCAAGUAUUACAACAUAUGACUUAAUUUUCAAAAUAUAAUGAGUUUACUGCUGUAAUGACUUCAUUCUCAUAGCCCUAUAUUUUUUUUCUAUAUUUCUGUGGCCCUAAUACUCCGCCAUAAAUUAUGAAUUUAAGUCAUAGCUACAUAUAAAACAAAACCUGGAUUUUAAAAAAACUACUUCUUUAUAUUUUUCAAUUAGAAUUAUUUAUACCGUAAAUUGUGUGUGAAUGCUGAGACAUCUGGUAGUAGAGAAAGUUUAGUUGGACUGAGGAGAAUAAUUGCUUAAUAUGAGUUUAUUAUUUAUAUUUUUUUGUCCUUGAGCAAGUCUGUCUGCAUCCUCCGAGAAAUGCAAUUCUAUGAUUAAAAAUUCAUACUUUUAUUAUUGGAGUGCUACAGAGGGAAUGUGUGACAGACUGUAAUUGUAUUUCUUACAGAUCAUAUUUGGUUGGGUGAAAAAAAUCUGUUUGCAUAUUGCAUUUGAACACAAUGUAUAACUAAGAACUGCAAUCUUGAAAUGUAUAAGAACACCUUUUGUACAGAUCAUAAAAUUUUCAUUUACUCACUUUACUGUUUUGCUGGAUAAGAAAUAGGUUUAAAUGUUUAUAAAUUUCACUUCAUCUGUCCAAACUGAUCAUUGUUGUGUGCUGCAGCAUGUCUUAUGUAGUAUGCAUUUUGUGAUUUUUUUUAUCUGACCUGCAUAUUAGUCAUGUGGUGAUUUAGGCCCUAUUCAAUACACUACAUAACUUUGACAGCUCAUUUAAGCAUAUAAAUAUUGUAUGCAGGAUGUGUUUUUGAUUGUUGAUUGUGAACGUUUUGUAUUUGUAUGUUUUUUUAACUAAAAACCUUU
Molecule: messenger RNA, 3419 nt
Organism: Corythoichthys intestinalis (scribbled pipefish)
Lineage: Eukaryota; Metazoa; Chordata; Actinopteri; Syngnathiformes; Syngnathidae
Gene: gjb9a
Product: gap junction protein beta 9a
Exons: 4
Coding region: 231-1046 (271 amino acids)
Biological process (GO): cell-cell signaling
Cellular component (GO): connexin complex
Molecular function (GO): gap junction channel activity
Source: RefSeq, a predicted model, not a curated record